Molecule: messenger RNA, 828 nt
Organism: Rotaria sordida
Lineage: Eukaryota; Metazoa; Rotifera; Eurotatoria; Philodinida; Philodinidae
Source: the annotation of a GenBank genome assembly
AUGGAACGAAAUGUGAAUGCACGAGAACCAAAAGAAAGUCAUUGUUAUAGCCAUGCACAUAGUCUUAUUCCAGUUCUAUUUGAAUUACCACGUAUUAGUCCAAAAUUUAUUGCAUAUGAAAAUCUACCGAAGAUUGCGCUUGAUUAUGGUCUUGAACGUGAAUUAGCUGUUCCUCGUACUGUCAUUGUAAGUGAUCCAUCAUCAGGCAAAUCGAUGCUUGUUCAAAUGUUUCUUCGAUUUCCAUGUGCUUUUUCACAUGCUAAUGCUGGUACUCGAUGUCCAGUAAAAUAUAUAUUACGUUAUGAUCUAAAUUUACCGAGUGGUGAAAUUCGUUUUAUUGAACCAAAGCAUUGGCAAGCUAAAGAUCUGUGCAAAAAACUGGAAUUAGAAAUGAAACGUAUUGAGAAGACUCAUAGGCAUGAAGGUAGUUUUCGUCUUGAACUAUUUACUGUUGAAAUAGCCAGUAAACAUUAUACAGAUUUUGAAAUUCUCGAUGUACCUGGUCUAGUUAGGGGUGAUCUAGAUGCUAAUAAACGAGCAGCUGUUGAACGUAUUACUAAACAUUAUGUAUGUGAUCCGAGUUUUAUGAUUGUACAACAACUCAAAGAAGCUCAACAAUUAGCUGAUAAUACAUAUGGAACAAGACGUAUUGGCGAACUCUGUAUUAAUAAACCGGCUCUUGAUGGCUCAAAGUUUCCUUCUCGAAAGAAUUAUGCUCAACAUACGGUUACAAUUCAAACAAAAAAUCAUCACAGCAAGUUUUGUAGAGCUUUUUGUGGUGCAUCUUUUAAGAAAAAAAAUCAAGAUUAUAUGAUUUAUCUAUGGUGA